UUCUCAGCUGCUGCAUCUUUACCUUUAUCUUCUGGAGCAGCAGCAUUUUCAUUUGGACUUUCUGAGAACAAAGUGAGAAUCUGUCCACCCCAUCCUGUCAUAAUUUCUAACCAUGUUUGUGUUUGAACAGUGGCAACGGCGGCAUUGGCUUUGGCUUUACCAUUGGCAGCAGUUGCGGUGACAGCUCGGCCUUUCUUUUUCUUGUGCCAACAAAGUCCUCCGAAACAUGUAAGCAAUGCAAUUGGCACCACUACUCCAGCUAUCCAGGCCUGACUCUUUUUCUUACCAGUCCGAGGUGGAGGCGAUCUGGGAGAAACACGCUGGCGCGGUGGACUGGGAACUCCUGUAUCCGUGUCCGGGGAAGGGCCACUAGGCGUAUCUCUAUCAGCGGGAGGGAUCCAUCAUCUUCUAGAGGUGGUGGCGGAUUCCUGCGGCUUGGAGGAGAUGGCGACGACGGACAAUUGCUCUGGCAGUUGCCUUCGCCACAGAAAGUGUCUCCAGUACCACAAAAGCCGAGUAAGUUGCAACACUGUCCAGAGCCACAGUCGGCCCCCCUGGCCUGAACACCGCACUCCGGAAUCGGGCACUGGAGCACGCACGAGCCGGAGUCGCAGAAUCCAACUCCGGUGCCACACUGUCCAACAAAGUUACAGCAGCUGCCUUGGGGACACGCGACGCCUAGUAUGCAAUUGGUCUGAGCAACAAUGCCAACCUCGGAGAUUUUGGUACUAAGAAUCCUGCCCUUCUUUCAGUAUGGAACCUUCGUGGUGAUGUUCCAUUUUCUUCGUUAUGUCAUGCAGCCAGCUUUACAUUCUUGCACCAGGGACAUUGUCGUGACCAUUUGCAGCGGCAGCUUGAUUCCUCCCUCCCAUACAUGAAAAGCUCGCACAGAGACUCCCGGAAAAGAGCCUAGAAAAUGUAGUUCCAGUGCCGCAAAAAGACGGAAGUAUGUUUGCAACGCUCCGUGUGGCAUGGACAUCACACUCGAAAGUCGGAGAAUCGAGCUCCAGCAGUGCCGCAUUGAUGAAGUUACAGCGGGAGAACGGUAUCGAGCUGAGUAGCAACGCCGCCAUGAAUCCACAGGUCGAUGAUGAUCGUCGUCAGUGGUGGAACCAUCUUCGUUUCGGCAAGAAGAGCGCUCGCCGAGAAAGAUAGCAUGGCUUAUAGAACUUUUAAAUCGGAUAGCGCGGGAAGAGGAGGGGCUAAACCCUAUUCGAGAAUAUGCUCGUAGUGUGUGGCUUUUUCUAGGUCACCCAUGGAGGAGGCUGACUACGAUGUGGAGAUCGAGAAUGGCGCGGGCGUGGAGAUGGCGGUGGACGAGGAUUUCGAGGAUCUCUACGACGACGUGAAUGUAGGGUUCUUCCCGGCGCCCGAGGAGCAGGAGCCUCCGCCCAAAGGUGAGCCCCAGCAGGAGGAUCAUCCGCCCCAGCAGCAGCCCCAGCCAAGCACCCAGCCGCAAGGAGGGUAUGAUUUCUACGAUGACGAUCCGAUCAAGCAGCCGGAGCCCCAGAAUGCGGUGGCGGCUCCAUCGCAGAUCAAGCAGCCGCCGCCGCAGGAAGCGAGGAUUCCUUCGCCAUCGCCAGUGAGUUUCAAGGCGGCGGCGGCGGCGGCGGCGGCGCCACAGCAAGAGCAGCAGCUAGAUGAGCCCGCCGCGAGGCCGAAUUUCGCCGCGCAAGCAUCGGCAGCGCCAGUGCCGCCCCCUCGAUCGUCGUCGGCCGCGUCUCAGGACGGGGGGAGGACUUCCAUCGUCAUAUCCGAGCUCCAGUGGUGGACGACCGACGCGGAGCUGGAGGGCGCGCUCGCGGAGUUUGGCAAGAUCAAAGGGAUCAAGUUCUUCGAGGAGAGGGCCAGCGGCAAAUCCAAGGGGCUCUGCCAGGUGGAUUUCUUCGAGCCUCUCCCGGCGCAGCUGUGCAAGGAGAACUUACAUGGCCGCGUUUUCAAUGGGCGACCUUGCGUCGUCGCCUACGCUACUCCCCAGAUUCUCAAGCAAAUGAAUAUGAAGAUGGGGCAAGGCGGCGGUGGCGGAGGCCCGCUCUCUAAUCCUUCGCAGCCUGGUGGUGGUGGUGGUGGCUACAACGCUCCCAGCCAGCCAAAUCAAAUGGGAAAGAAGUCCUCAUCGGGCCGUGGGAGAGGACGAGGACGAGGAGGGGGAGGAGGCGACCAGUUUGGCCGAGGCGGAGGCAGCGACCAGUUCGGACAACUCCCCAUGAUGGGGGGCCCGUAUGAUCCCUCCUUCGGGCCCCCGAUGCGGCCGGGCAUGUACGGCAUGGGUGGCUUCAUGCGUGGGGGCUAUCCAAUGCCAUUUCCUGGCGUUCCUCCUCACGUUAAUCCAGCGUUUUUUGGCCGGGGGAUGGGGAGUAGCGGGGGUGGCGACCACUCUCGGGGCUGGGGCGUUGGAAUGCAGGGGUCCGGUUGGAACGGUGGCGAAGAAGGCGGCGAGAGGUUUGAGGAGGAGACAGGGGACGACGAUGGUGGUGGUGGCGGUGGCGGCGGAGAAAGUGGCAAGCCGAGCUCGAGAGAUCAAGAUAGCCGGCGGCGGAAGGAGGACGAUUCCAGGGACAGGAGCAGCAGGGACUCGAAAGAUCGCGAUUACAGGGACAGGGACAGGGACAGGGACAGGGAAAGAGAGAGAGAGCGGGGGUGGGACGAGGAGUCUUACAGCAACAAGAGGCGGCAUUCAAGCAGGAGCGAGCACUGAAGUGACUCAUUCUCAACUGCGUUUUUGGCAAGCGCGGUGAGUGAAGCUAUUCAAGUUCAUGUAUUAUUGUGAAGCUUUUUGACGUUGAUCAUUGAGUUUUCUCACUUGUCUUUCAAGAUCACCGCACUAGAGCAGCCAACAUGAUGGAAAAACAGAGGAUAAAUCAAAGCUUUGCAUGCAAAACAGUCACUUAUUUCUUCUUUUUAAUAAAGCUAGUUGGAUAGGAAAAGAUUAGGUUUUGCUUUUCUUC
Messenger RNA from Selaginella moellendorffii, 2948 nucleotides. Its product is annotated as heterogeneous nuclear ribonucleoprotein A3-like. The transcript has 6 exons. Gene Ontology annotation, molecular function: mRNA binding. Lineage: Eukaryota; Viridiplantae; Streptophyta; Lycopodiopsida; Selaginellales; Selaginellaceae. Bases 1256 to 2698 code for a protein of 480 amino acids. Gene Ontology annotation, cellular component: mRNA cleavage and polyadenylation specificity factor complex. The record is from RefSeq and is a predicted model, not a curated record. Gene Ontology annotation, biological process: mRNA alternative polyadenylation.